UUUCGACGCGUCGUUCUCAUUAACACUGGCGCACUCUCUGCUUCUCUACUUCCUUGCUUCCCAUUGUCGGCGUCCGCCGCAGCCACACACAUUCGUUGCAGCUACACACAUUCUUGGCAGCAGCAAGCCUUAAAUUCUGUUCUUAUAUUUACGUCUAUGCAUUUCUUCUUCACUGCUACCUCUUUUUUUAGAAAAAAGAAAUCAUAGCAGAAGAGACUCCUACCUUAUACUGUUAUUUUGUUCAUCUUCUCCCCCUUCGUCAUAAUAUCUCUACGUUUUCAGCCAACGCACCCAAAGACCAACCUUUUUGUAAGCUACAGCCACGUGAUUAAGGAGUAGUGUUACAAAGAUGAUUGAUGCGGAAGAGAUAUCCCAAUUGUGGAGUCAAUUUCUCAAUUAUCUCAUCAAAUUAGAGAAGGAGCUGAAAUGCUUCAAAUGCAAGGGUUUGCUUAGAACACCAAAAUUAUUACCUUGUAAUCACAUAGUUUGCAGUGACUGUAUUAUCACUCCUUUAACCAGUGAACGUUCUGUUUGCCGUUCUUGUCAAAACCCUUUUCGAUACGAAGACGCUAGGCAUGCUUUUCACGUAGAAAGGAUGGUGAGCCUUUUUCAAGAGAUGGAUGCUGCUAUUGGCAGCAUUAUUCAACAGAGACCACCACCUAAAAAUGUGUUUGGUGAUAAACCACAAGGAGUACAUAAUGCACAAGAUAAAUCAUGCCAUUCACCCCUCUCCAAAAAAGUUUCACUUGCAGGAGAUGAACCAUCAGAAGUACAUAAUGGACAAGACAAACCAAGCCAUUCGUGCCUCUCUAAAAAAGUUUCACUUGAAGGAGAUGAACCGGAAGGAGUACAUAAUGCAGGAGAUAAACCAAGCCAUUCACUCCUCUCUAAACUUGCAGGAGAUAAACCAAGUCAUUCACUCCUCUCUGAAACUGUGCCCGGUGAUAAACCAAGUCAUUCACACCUCUCCAAAAAAGUUUCGCUUGAAGGAGAUGAACCGCCAGGAGAACAUAAUGCACAAGAUAAACCAAGCCAUUCACACCUCUCAAAAAAAAAUUCACUUGCAGAAGAUGAACCAUCAGGAGUACAUAAUGCACAAGAUAGACCAAACCAUUCAGGUUUACAUGGUUUUCCAUCUUCCAAUUACAGGACUUCAAAAAGAAGAGUAGAUGAAGGAAAAUAUGAAGCAAUGCCAAAUAGAAGCACGGAUUCUGAAGAACAUUUGAACCUGAAGGAGUCCAGUUAUUUCCCUUCAUUUGGUGAAAAUUCUGAUUCUAAAUUGCACAAAUAUAAUAGUUAUCCUGAACAAAAUCUCAAAGCCUCUUCUCGAAUGAAAUAUGGUGCUUCUCGGCUCAAGAAUUUCAAGAAAACAAAGACGAUGAAGAAUGCAAAUUCCCGGAAUAAUGCUAGUCCAGAUUAUCAUAGUGGUAGACGUUUGUUUGGUGAUGAAUGCGCAUUUUGCCAUUCGUUUCGAAUUAUAGAGGCUUCUGGACCUAUGUAUUGCUACAAAGAUGGAAAACUCACUGCAUUGGAGGAAGCAAACCAGCCUGAUGGAAUAUAUGUUCAUGAAAAGUGCGUUGUAUGGACUCCCUAAGUGUAUUUUUUUGGAGAAAUCGUGAAAAACUUUGAGUUAGAACUAAAGCGAGCAUCAAAGUUAAAAUGCAGCAAAUGUGGGUUGAAAGGUGCUGCUCUUGGGUGUUAUGAUGACAACUGCCUUAAGAGCUAU
Messenger RNA from Zingiber officinale, 1726 nucleotides. RefSeq names its product BRCA1-associated RING domain protein 1-like. Gene Ontology annotation, biological process: positive regulation of transcription by RNA polymerase II; double-strand break repair via homologous recombination; negative regulation of fatty acid biosynthetic process. Lineage: Eukaryota; Viridiplantae; Streptophyta; Magnoliopsida; Zingiberales; Zingiberaceae. The transcript is spliced from 10 exons. The record is from RefSeq and is a predicted model, not a curated record. Gene Ontology annotation, cellular component: plasma membrane; BRCA1-A complex; BRCA1-BARD1 complex. Bases 350 to 1594 code for a protein of 414 amino acids. Gene Ontology annotation, molecular function: ubiquitin-protein transferase activity.